CUGGGUUUCACAGCUUUGUCUGUAGGUAUGCCUGUCAUUUUGCGACUUCGCAAUGUCUCCACUGACCUCGGGAUAACUAAUGGCUCACAGGGUACUGUCCGGCAUAUCUACACUGAACAAUGUUCCCAUGACAUCACCUAUGCGACCUGUGUACUGGUUGAAUUCCCACACAGCAAAGUCCAUUUAACUGGUUUGCCAAAGGGUGUGUUCCCCAUUCUGCCUUCCACUUGGUCAUUUACAACAUUACUUGACUGCGAUGGUUCUCACAAGAAAGUUCAUGUGACUCGCCAUCAAAUCCCAAUUCAGCCGGCAUAUGCAGUCACGGGUCACUCUUCACAGGGAAAAACACUUCCCAAUGUU
Molecule: messenger RNA, 360 nt
Organism: Suillus fuscotomentosus
Lineage: Eukaryota; Fungi; Basidiomycota; Agaricomycetes; Boletales; Suillaceae
Exons: 1
Source: RefSeq, a predicted model, not a curated record